This is a messenger RNA of Cuscuta campestris, 658 nucleotides long. Lineage: Eukaryota; Viridiplantae; Streptophyta; Magnoliopsida; Solanales; Convolvulaceae. The record is from the annotation of a GenBank genome assembly.
UUCCAAAAGUAAUAUAAUAUUUUAAUAUCAAAAAAAUAUAUAUUAAAAUGUCGAGGGAGUCCGGUAGACGGUCCGUGGAUAUGGGCGACGUCAACCGAAGAUUGAGUAAAGGCAAAGCUAAAGCCACCUCCGACGGUUCGAGCUCACGCGGACACGGUUCUCGAGGAAGACACUCCGUCUCUUCGUUUCCUACUGUCCCAGAUCAUUUAAUCGGGGACGCUAUGACGGAUGAAGAAUUCAACCAGAUUUAUUCUGUUAGAGGAGACGCGAAUCUCCCCACUCUUGAUAGUCUAUUCGAGGAUGUUGAUGAAGCAGGACUGGAUAAUCUUGACGGGGACGAUGAGCCUAUACCGCAAAGCAACGACGUCGACGUGGAGGCAGACACAAAAGAUGACAUAGUUUAUGAAACUUGUAAACAUUGCGGGACCGUCAUAAAAAUGGAGUUUCCGGCGGUUAUGGCGGUCCGGAAAAACACCUAAGGUCGAGGCAUCCUGUGGAAUACGCCAAAUACGAGGCCAAAAAAAAGGGACGACAAGAAGUGCAAACCCAAAUUUCUCGGUUUGCUAACAGAGGUAAGGGCGGCCUUUUUGCUUAUAGCGACGAGCAAAAUAGGCAAAAAAUGGCCGAAAUGAUUUGUGAAGAAAAUUUGCCAUACAUG